This is a messenger RNA of Micropterus salmoides (largemouth bass), 5043 nucleotides long. Its product is annotated as NLR family CARD domain-containing protein 3-like. The record is from RefSeq and is a predicted model, not a curated record. NCBI's taxonomy places the organism in Eukaryota, Metazoa, Chordata, Actinopteri, Centrarchiformes, Centrarchidae. Gene Ontology annotation, molecular function: protein binding. The transcript is spliced from 14 exons. The coding region runs from base 806 to 4771 and encodes 1321 amino acids.
CAUCUACACUUGAUUUGUGAUGCCUUGAACUGUUUUUGUUUUUAUUGUGCUGUCUACUGUUGUAAUGUUGCUUUAACUUGAUAUCCUCCUGUAAAGCAUGUGGUAACCUAGGUUUUUAAAGGUGCUAUAUGAAUGAAAUGUUACUUAUUGACUUACUCAGGAAAUGUUAUUUAAUGUUUUACAUCCAGCUGCAGAGGUUCCCCUCUGUUUCCCUACAGUUCUUAUCUCCAGUCAUCUUGAAAUUUAGGUUGUAAAUCACUGCAGCAGAAUGAAAUUAAUCAAUAACAGUUUUUCUAAAAUAGUUCAUUUAUAAAUCCCUAUAAACCUCAUGGUGGGUCUGAUCACUGAGACUUGAUCCUCCAUCACAGAUUUAUUUACUGAGCUAAUCUUUAGCUCAUCAGCUGGUUAGUUAGCAGCAUCUAGUGGACAGAGAAUGAAACUACACAUCUGAUCAGUGACGUUUCUGACACUGACUGGGUUUAGAUGUUCUAAAGGAAAGAUGUGACACUAUCUCACGACCAAAUUUAAAACUUAUUUAAGAAAUAAAAGCUUUUCUUCUUGUAGCCUUCAUCAAAUAACAAAACAAAGGGAUCACAAACCAGACCCGUUUUGACGUCACUCUGAUGUUUUUUAGACUCUGAAGUUAUGAGGAUGUGACGGCGUCCUCAGAUCAGAUGCACACAGACACCAGGACUGACGAGGAAGAAAUGAGCAGCUUCUUCUCUCCCAGUGUUUCCUCCACACAUGAAGGUGCAAAGUGUCUGUAAGUCGACCUGAAGUGAGUUCAGCAGGUGUGGGCUCUGCUAUGAAUCAGUGUGAGGACAGAGAGGAGGGAGUCCCUCCCUCUAAAAGCACUCUGUGUGGGGAACAUGACAGCCAGACCAAAGCUCAGAGCCCAGAGCAGCAGCAGGGACCAGACUCUGCUGGACCUGGACCUGGACCUGGAAUCGAGGGCGUUAAGAAUCUCCGGUUGAGGUUUGAACCUUGUAAGGUUAAAGGUGGACAGCAGUCUGCUAAGAAAAGCCCAGAGCAGCAGCAGGGACCAGACUCUGCUGGACCUGGACCUGGACCUGGAUCCAGCUGUGUGUCCAUCAAGAGUGACUGGUCUAUGGACAAACCUAUUGUCUUCAAAGGUGGACACCACUCUGCUGGACCUGGACCUGGACCCAGCUGUGUGUCCAUCAAGAGUGACUGGUCUAUGGACAAACCUAUUGUCUUCAAAGGUGGACACCACUCUGCUGAUCAAAGGAUCCAUCGGCAGAGACCAGAUUCUCCUGGACCCAGCUGUGUGUCCAUGAACAGCGACCGUCAUGUCCCUGUUCACUUCAAAGCUGGACAUAAUGAUGCUGAACAAAAAGUUGAUGAGCAGAGCUCAGAGGUUCCCAGUGGUCAGUCUGCCCAGCAGCAUCAAACAGACCUGGACUCCAUAUUUAUGCUGCUCCAGGAAAACAUUGGCAGGUUUGUGAAGAACGAGGUGAAGAAGUUCCAGAGAGUUCUGAGUCCAGAUUACCCAGAAUGCUUAGAGAGUCAGAGGGAGGAUGAGGAGGUGUUGGACGGUGAGGAGGAGGAGCAGAGGAGGAGCAGCAGAGAGGCAUUUCUGAAGAUCACACUGCACUUCCUGAGGAGAAUGAAGCAGGAGGAGCUGGCUGAGCGUCUGCAGAGCAGAACUGCUGCUGCAGUGUGCCGACGUAAACUCAAGUCUAACUUGAAGAAGAAGUUCCAGUGUGUGUUUGAGGGGAUUGCUAAAGCAGGAAACCCAACCCUUCUGAACCAGAUCUACACAGAGCUCUACAUCACAGAGGGAGGGACUGCAGAGGUCAAUGAUGAACAUGAGGUCAGACAGAUUGAAACAGCAUCCAGGAAACCAGACAGACCAGAAACAACCAUCAGACAAGAAGACAUCUUUAAAGCCUCACCUGGAAGAGAUGAACCAAUCAGAACAGUGAUGACAAAGGGAGUGGCUGGCAUUGGGAAAACAGUCUUAACACAGAAGUUCACUCUGGACUGGGCUGAAGACAAAGCCAACCAGGACAUACAGUUCACAUUUCCAUUCACUUUCAGAGAGCUGAAUGUGCUGAAAGAGAAAAAGUACAGCUUGGUGGAACUUGUUCAUCACUUCUUUACUGAAACCAAAGCAGCAGGAAUCUGCAGCUUUGAAGAGUUCCAGGUUGUGUUCAUCUUUGACGGUCUGGAUGAGUGUCGACUUCCUCUGGACUUCCACAACAAUGAGGUCCUGACUGAUGUUACAGAGUCCACCUCAGUGGAUGUGCUGCUGACAAACCUCAUCAGGGGGAACCUGCUUCCCUCUGCUCGCCUCUGGAUAACCACACGACCUGCAGCAGCCAAUCAGAUCCCUCCUGAGUGUGUUGACAUGGUGACAGAGGUCAGAGGGUUCACUGCCCCACAGAAGGAGGAGUACUUCAGGAAGAGGUUCAGAGAUGAGGAGCAGGCCAGCAGAAUCAUCUCCCACAUCAAGACAUCACGAAGCCUCCACAUCAUGUGCCACAUCCCAGUCUUCUGCUGGAUCACUGCUACAGUUCUGGAGGAGGUGUUGAAGACCAGAAAGAGAGGAGAGCUGCCCAAGACCCUGACUGAGAUGUACAUCCACUUCCUGGUGGUUCAGUCCAAACUGAAGAACGUCAAGUAUGAUGGAGGAGCUGAGACAGAUCAGCACUGGAGUCCAGAGAGCAGGAAGAUGAUUGAGUCUCUGGGAAAACUGGCUUUUGAGCAGCUGCAGAAAGGAAACCUGAUCUUCUAUGAAUCAGACCUGACAGAGUGUGGCAUCGAUAUCAGAGCAGCCUCAGUGUACUCAGGAGUGUUCACACAGGUCUUUAAAGAGGAGAGAGGACUGUACCAGGACAAGGUGUUCUGCUUCGUCCAUCUGAGCGUUCAGGAGUUUCUGGUUGCUCUUCAUGUCCAUCUGACCUUCAUCAACUCUGGUGUCAAUCUGCUGGCAGAAAAACAAUCAACCUCCCGGCGGUCUAAAGUCUUCAGAGACAAACCUAAACUAACACAUCUCUACCACAGUGCUGUGGACGAGGCCUUACAGAGUCCAAAUGGACACCUGGACUUGUUCCUCCGCUUCCUCCUGGGUCUUUCACUGCAGACCAAUCAGACUCUCCUACGAGGUCUGCUGACACAGACAGGAAGUAGCUCACAGAUCAAUCGGGAAACAGUGAAGUACAUCAAGAAGAAGAUCAGUGAGAAUCCGUCUCCAGAGAGAAGCAUCAAUCUAUUCCACUGUCUGAAUGAACUGAAAGAUCGUUCUCUAGUGGAGCAGAUCCAACAGUACCUGGGUUCAGGAAGUCUCUCCACAGAUAAACUCUCUCCUGCUCAGUGGUCAGCUCUGGUCUUCAUCUUACUGUCAUCAGAAAAAGAUCUGGAAGUGUUUGACCUGAAGAAAUACUCUGCUUCAGAGGAGGCUCUUCUGAGGCUGCUGCCAGUGGUCAAAGCCUCCAACAAAGCUCUGUUGAGUGGCUGUAACCUCUCAGAGAGAAGCUGUGAAGCUCUUUCCUCAGUUCUCAGCUCCCAGUCCUCUAGUCUGAGAGAGCUGGACCUGAGUAACAACGACCUGCAGGAUUCAGGAGUGAAGCUGCUGUCUGCUGGACUGGAGAGUCCACACUGUAAACUGGAAACUCUCAGGUUGAGUGGCUGUAACCUCUCAGAGAGAGGCUGUAAAGCUCUGUCCUCAGUUCUCAGCACGAAGUCUUCUAUUCUGAGAGAGCUGGACCUGUGCAACAACAACCUGCAGGAUUCGGGAGUGAAGCUGCUGUCUGCUGGACUCCAGAGUCCACGCUGUACACUGGAAACUCUCAGGUUGAGUGGCUGUAAUCUCUCAGAGAGAAGCUGUGUAGCUCUGUCCUCAGUUCUCAGCUCCCAGUCCUCUAGUCUGAGAGAGCUGGACCUGAGUAACAACAACCUGCAGGAUUCAGGAGUGAAGCUGCUGUCUGCUGGACUCGAGAGUCCACACUGUACACUGGAAACUCUCAGUCUGUCAGGCUGUCUGAUCACAGAGGAAGGCUGUGCUUCUCUGGCCUCAGCUCUGAUCUUCAACCCCUCCCAUCUGAGAGAGCUGGACCUGAGCUACAAUCAUCCAGAAGACUCAGGGGUGAAGUUGCUGUCUGCUGGACUGGAGGAGCCACACUGGAGACUGGACACUCUCAGGGUGGACCAUGGUGGAGAGCAGAGGUUAAAACCUGGUCUGAGGAAGUAUUUCUGUGAACUCACACUGGACACAAACACAGCAAACAGAAACCUCAAACUGUCUGACAACAACAGGAAGGUGACACAUGUGAGAGAGAAGCAGCCAUAUUCUGAUCAUCCAGAGAGAUCUGACUACUGGCCUCAGCUGCUGUGUAGAAAUGGUCUGACUGGUCGUUGUUACUGGGAGGUCGAGUGGAGAGGAGGAGUUUCUAUAUCAGUGACUUACAGAGGAAUCAGAAGGAGAGGAGAGAGUAAAAACUGUGUGUUUGGAUGGAAUGAUCAGUCCUGGAGUCUGUUCUGCUCUGAUGGUCGUUACUCUGUCUGUCACAAUAACAGAAGAACAGACCUCCCUCUGUCGUCCUCCUCCUCCUCCUCCUCCUCCUCCUCCUCCUCCUCCUCUAACAGAGCAGCAGUGUAUGUGGACUGUCCUGCUGGCACUCUGUCCUUCUACAGAGUCUCCUCUGACACACUGAUCCACCUCCACACCUUCAACACCACAUUCACUGAACCUCUUUAUCCUGGGUUUGGGUUCUGUAAUGACUCCUCAGUGUCUCUGUGUUCUGUGUAGGAGGGAGACAACUUCCAGUCCUGUGGUUUAAAUGUUGGUGGUGGACGAGGCUUCACUUUGGUUAACAUCUGGUUCACUGAUUGUGCCUUUAAUGUCAGAAAUGUGUUUUCUUAGAAAUGGUGAAAUGAUCUCAGGGCUGAACUUGUUGUGUACAAACUGUGUUGACUCUGAUUUUCACUUUAAUAAAGUUUUCUUGGAGCAGCAUCUAGUAGCUGCUGAUGGCUGCAGAGCUUCUCAUUUAUUUCAAUAAAGGUUUGAAGACAAAAACUCAA